AUGGCUCCACUCACCUCUCCAUCUGACUGUGUCAGCUGCGCCCGCCUGGUUGAUAAAAUCACAGAGCUGGAAAGAAGAAUAUCCACGCUCUACAGGAUCCAGGAGGCCAAGAACCUCAUGGACACCAUCAUCUUCGGUCCAGCACAAACCGACACAGCCAGCGACCGUGUGCAUGAUUCCAUCGCUUCCAGUCCUGCUGCCGCGGCCCCUCCUCCGGUCACAGUCCCUGAGGCUUCUUGGCUACGGCUCGGAGCUAAGCCUAAAGCCCUGGUCAGCUCCACUCCAUCACAUCACGAGCCCUGGUCCCUGCAUUAUGUGGGUCAGUCCCAGUUGACGGCUGCUGGGGAGCAAGAAUUUGUCCUGAAGAGGAAAAAAGUUGUUCUGAAGUCACUCAACAGGCUGGGAAUCGAGUGUACACUGGAAUCCGUCCCUCACAUCGCACUCUUGGGAUCAGGUGGGGGUCAGAGGGCAGCUGUGGGUCUGAUGGGUUCCCUCUAUCAGAUGGAAAAGGAAGGUCUUUUGGACACUCUGCUCUACCUGGGAGGAGUUUCUGGCUCUUGCUGGUCCAUGUCCUCCAUCUACAGUGACCCAGAGUGGAGCAGCAGCAUGGACACAGCCGUGUCCAGGCUGUCAGGUCCUGGGGUUGAGCUGGAGGCAGCUCUGGCCUGGCUGGGCGAGAGAGCAGAGGAGGAGCACUUCUCUCUCUCUGAUAUCUGGGGGGUCUUGACCUCUGCUGGGAUCAUGAAACAGUUGGAUCAUCGAAAUCUUACUGAGGAUGGCAAGAACGCCUCCAAUCCCUAUCCCAUCUACAACGCAGUAAACAAAAACUGCCUGCACAAUGGCCCUGUAGAAGGUAAAUGGUUUGAGAUGACUCCUCAUGAGGCUGGCUUUACAGAUCUGGGUUUCUUCAUUAACACCUCUCAUGUGGGCAGCAACCGUGAAGCAGAUCGUGGAGGUAAAGGGCCAGAGAUGGACAUGAUCAAGCUGCAAGGUAUAGUGGGCAGCGCUGUAGCAGAUGAAAAAAGUCUGGUCCAAUUUAUGCCUGACUGGCUGAAAGUUCCACAGCAGAUCAACAGUUUCUGGGACGUCUUGGACCGUUACAUGCGUGGGUACCACAGUCUUUUGAAGCUAACAGAAGUGAUCAGAGAAAACACUGAAGAUCCCACCGUUUUAUCUGACCUGGACAACCUGCAGAAAACAUUAAAAGAAAGUAUGAAUUUAAACCCGUCGGUAUUUUUUGGAAAGAAGAGCCAAGAAGAACAAAAACUGAUUUUUAAGCAGUGGCGUCAGAAAAUGUUGGCACCCUUACGGAUUUGGAGCCAGAGUCUGGAUGAAGCACCAAUCAAAGAGAAUGUUUCUUUGCUAAUCCAAAAAGUCAUCCCUCUGAUUGGGAAAUGGGAAUGGGGAACAACUGAAAACUUCCUCUACCAAUACCCAGGUGCUGCGGUGCCAUCUUGUAUCAAACUUAAGGAACACCUACAGCUGAUAGACGCUGCUUUGAUGCUCAACAUGCCCUUCCCUCCCUUCCUGGGAGAAAAGAGAGAUGCAGACCUUCUUAUUGCUCUGGACUAUGGGGCUGAUGACGCCUUCAAGAUUCUGACUCUUGCCAGAGAAUAUGCAAUGGCAAUGAAUAAGCCUUUCCCAGAAAUAGACGACAAAACCCUGGAGGAGACGGCAUGGCCAAAGGACUACUAUGUGUUUGAGGGAAAAAAGAAGGAACCCACGAUUGUUUACAUGCCACUCUUCAACAGACGCAACUGCAAAGAUGCGAAGGAGGUCAAAGCAAAGAUGGAGGAGUUCUUCAUCUUCCAGCUUCCCUUCAGCCAGGAGAAGAUUGAGUUUGUGUUGGAGAUGGCGAAAGCCAACAUAAAGAACAACAAGGAAACUCUGCUGGGGGAGAUGGACAAGGCUGUUAUCCGCCGUCGAGUCAAUAUCUAGGGUGGUCAGUUUGACAACAUCCCGAUCACAGACCUCCUCACAGCCUGUCUUCUUCCCGUCUAUGUAAUGUCAGUGACUAGAGAUGUCCUGCAGAUAACUGUAAGCUAGUGAGGUUUUGCGGGGCAAAAGUCAAAAU
Messenger RNA from Anarrhichthys ocellatus (wolf-eel), 2074 nucleotides. RefSeq names its product cytosolic phospholipase A2 gamma-like. The transcript is spliced from 14 exons. Bases 1 to 1938 code for a protein of 645 amino acids. NCBI's taxonomy places the organism in Eukaryota, Metazoa, Chordata, Actinopteri, Perciformes, Anarhichadidae. Gene Ontology annotation, cellular component: nuclear envelope; cytosol; nucleoplasm. Gene Ontology annotation, biological process: glycerophospholipid catabolic process. The record is from RefSeq and is a predicted model, not a curated record. Gene Ontology annotation, molecular function: calcium ion binding; calcium-dependent phospholipid binding.